This is a messenger RNA of Magnolia sinica, 961 nucleotides long. Its product is annotated as auxin-responsive protein IAA16. Gene Ontology annotation, biological process: regulation of DNA-templated transcription. The record is from RefSeq and is a predicted model, not a curated record. Lineage: Eukaryota; Viridiplantae; Streptophyta; Magnoliopsida; Magnoliales; Magnoliaceae. Gene Ontology annotation, cellular component: nucleus. Gene Ontology annotation, molecular function: protein binding. The coding region runs from base 73 to 750 and encodes 225 amino acids. The transcript has 5 exons.
CAUCUCUUUCGUUCUGGACAGAGAGAGAAGAAGAAGAAAAGACUCGCCGUACCAAACCCUAGCCACCAAGAGAUGUUGCCGGAGACGACGAAAAUGUUGCCGGAAUCUGACGCCGCCCGCCUCAACUUCCAGGAGACGGAGCUGACCUUAGGAUUGCCGGGCGGAUCGAGGAGCGGAGCCGAGACGGCGGAGGUCUCCACCGCAAGAAGCAACGGCAAACGUGGCUUCUCCGAGACCGUCGAUCUGAGCCUCGGAAGCUCCAGGAUCGAACCACGUGGCAAAGACCAAGGCGCUCAGUCAAAGGACUUGCCGGAAAGUCAGGUUUCCGGUGCCGGAAAACCCCCCGCCGCAAAGGCACAGGUUGUGGGAUGGCCGCCCGUGAAAUCGGCGUAUAGGAAAAACGCCUUGAAAAGCUGUACGUACGUAAAGGUGGCCGUAGAUGGAGCACCGUAUCUACGGAAAGUAGACUUGGAGAUGUACAGCAGCUACCAGCAACUCUUACACGCGCUAGAGGAGAUGUUCACCUGCUUCACUAUCUGUCACAGUCAGAACGAGAGCAAGCUGAUCGAUCUUGGGAAUGGCACGGAAUUCGUUCCCACGUAUGAAGACAGAGAAGGCGACUGGAUGUUAGUGGGAGAUGUCCCUUGGAAAAUGUUCGUGGAAUCAUGCAAGCGCGUCCGGUUGAUGAAGAGUUCAGAGGCCGUUGGUUUAGGUCCACGGAAGUUAGAAAAGUGCACAAGCUCGAGGUGAAAUAGAAGCCCUUUGAAUAUCCUCUCCAUCAACGAUCAGACCAUGUAUAGAGUUCUUUCUUUGUUUUUUUGAGUAUUUUGGCUGCAUCUGGGAGAGUAGUAGAGAAAGAAUAGGGAUGCAGUUACAGCAGCCUUCUUUUCCUUUUGGUUUUGAUAUCUACACGCUAUUGUUUUACUCAAAAUUUCAAAUACAGUUCAUGUUUUCUUUGUUA